AUGAAUUUCAUUAAAUUCUGGGUUUGGAGCCCGUUGUAUGUAAUGAUUUUGCUCAUUACUUACUUUGAUAUAAUGUUAAUUUAUAUUUUUAGAGAUCCAGAUACGACAGAAAAGGUAUGGUUGAUUGUGCAUCAUUUAUUAAUGUUGGUUGUCAUUUACUUAAUUUUUAAAACAAGCACUACUAAGCCAGGAACACCUACUUAUUUCUAUACCGAGGAUGACCCUUUGGUUGAUUUGCGGCCAAUUUGUAAACAUUGUUUCUUAAAGAAACCACUGCGAUGUCAUCAUUGCGAUAGUUGUGGUAAAUGUAUUUUAAGAAUGGAUCAUCAUGAGUAUUGGUUAAAUAAUUGUAUAGGGCAGAACAAUUACAAAUAUUUUUUUUGCUUGAUCUUUUAUAUGACUGUAACUUUGGAGUUUUACAUAUGCAUCUAUUUAAUUAAAAUUAUUGAAUCUCCUCCGAAUGGGGCAAUUGAUACUUACUUUAUAAUAUUCACAGUUCCUUUGAGCAUCUCAUUAAAUCUACUACUAAUCCCAACCUUAGCAAUUCAUAUUCGAUUAAUAUUAUAUAAUCAAACAUCGGUUGAGUUCUUUGAAAAGAAGCAAGAACACCACGAUAAAGGAGUAAUAGCUAAUUGCAAGGAGUUGUUGGGACCAGGAUGUUGGCUAAUUCCUAUUUGA
Paramecium tetraurelia is the source of this 678-nucleotide messenger RNA. RefSeq lists its product as uncharacterized. Gene Ontology annotation, molecular function: palmitoyltransferase activity. NCBI's taxonomy places the organism in Eukaryota, Ciliophora, Oligohymenophorea, Peniculida, Parameciidae. The record is from RefSeq and is a predicted model, not a curated record. The coding region runs from base 1 to 678 and encodes 225 amino acids. The transcript has 4 exons.